Molecule: messenger RNA, 885 nt
Organism: Microthlaspi erraticum
Lineage: Eukaryota; Viridiplantae; Streptophyta; Magnoliopsida; Brassicales; Brassicaceae
Source: the annotation of a GenBank genome assembly
AUGGAAAUACGUUACUACGUUGGGAAUCCCGUGCUACCACAAUGGAUCCUACUCCCUCCUCCUCCUCUUCCCACAGAGACAGAGGAAUCCCCAUUCGUUUAUACUUUCAGUGAUUCGGGACUUGUGACACGAAAGCACAACAAUGGAGCCAUCUUAGGUUACAAGGUGGUUAGAAAAAAUAGCCGAGCACGACCAUGGAGUUUUGAGAUAUUUUCAUCGGAUACGGGUAAAUGGAGUGUUACACAAGUCACCUGUCCCGGACCUCAUGGUGGCUUUCUGCUCAACACAUCCAAUCCCGUUUCUUUUAAUGGGAAACUCCACUGGCUUGAUUUAUCCCGCCGUGUUAUUGUCCAUGAUUUCUUCUCACACGAUAAACAAGCUCGAGCCAUAAGCCUACCCGACAACUUGAAAUGUUUACCAGCAUUUACCAUUAAAAACACUCCAUGCGGCAAGAUGAUCUGCACCACCUCGCAAGGAUAUUUUGUGCUCAUCGAUGUUGGGUUUAUAAAAGAGGUCAAUAGCUACAAUGUUAGGGUCUGGAGGCUCAAGAGUGAUUCUUGGAGCUGGGAUCAUGCAUUGGAAAUCAACAUGGCUUCUGUAGGACUUGGCCCUAGCUGUGUUCCAAUGGCAAUCGAUAUCGAAGUCAUCUACCUAUGGGACUUGCAAAGCAAAUGUUUCGUCGCUUGUAAUCUCCGGACACUUGCAAAAUCUUAUGGAGCUCGUAAAGUUGGUACUCCAGUCAACUCUAACCCUUUUGAAACUCGUGAAACCGUCUACAAGGAAGAUGAUUUCCGCUCAGAGCACCUUUCGUUCCUUUCGCAUUUUGUUCCGUCCUUGCAAGUCCUACCUACUACCCUUAGGAAGCCCAAGAUGAUAUAUAUAUAA